ACAUCACUUCGCCGCAUGGACUAUAACAUGUAUGCCACAAAGAAGAGUGCCGCUCAGAGCAUGCUGGACAUUGCUCUGUUGAUGGCUAACUCGUCCCAGCUGAAGACCCUCCUGUAUGUGGGACCACAGUACCGCUUCUACAUCCCCCUAAUUGUGCUGCUGGCUCUGUCUAUGACCCUACAGGUCGUAGUGGGGCUCUUGCUUGUCUUCAUAGGCAAGUCACUCACACUUUUUUCGUUUAAUACACCGAAUAAAUGCUAGUUUGAGA
This is a messenger RNA of Oryzias melastigma (Indian medaka), 268 nucleotides long. RefSeq names its product ninjurin-1-like. The record is from RefSeq and is a predicted model, not a curated record. The transcript has a single exon. Lineage: Eukaryota; Metazoa; Chordata; Actinopteri; Beloniformes; Adrianichthyidae. Gene Ontology annotation, cellular component: membrane. Gene Ontology annotation, biological process: tissue regeneration; cell adhesion. The coding region runs from base 16 to 261 and encodes 81 amino acids.